ACCAAAACGUAAACAAUGGCGACUGUAACCUCUAGCAGGCCGUACCACAUUAUCAUUUUUGGUGCCACGGGAUUCAGCGGCCAGUUUGUGGUGGAGGAGGUCGCCCGGUGCGCCGCAGAGAGUCCCGGUGGUCUGAAAUGGGCUGUGGCCGGGAGGAGCAGACAGCGCCUGGAGGACGUGUUGAAGCAAGCUGCGGGGAGGCUGUCCAUGCCUGAUCUGAGGACAGAUGUUGAAAUCAUUGUUGCUGAUGUGUCCAUUGAAGAGUCCCUGGCACUCAUGUGCCAACAAGGCCUGGUGAUUCUGAACUGUGUGGGACCUUACAGAUUUUAUGGAGAACCAGUGGUCAAAGCUUGCAUUUCAAAUGGGGCUCACUACAUCGACAUCAGUGGAGAACCACAGUUCCUGGAGCGUAUGCAGCUUGAGUAUCACACUAAAGCCUUGGACAAAGGAGUGUAUGUGAUAGGCAGCUGUGGCUUUGACUCCAUUCCUGCAGACCUGGGUCUUCUGUACACACAGAGGCAGUUUAAAGGGACGCUGACAGCUGUGGAGAGCUUCCUGAAUAUCAUUACUGGGCCUGAGGGGUCGUCCGGCCAUGAUGCCACUUGGCAGUCUGCCGUGUACGGUUUUGCAGACAGCAAAUCUCUCAGCAAGCUAAGGAAAAAGUUUGGCCACAAGCCGCUGCCUGUGGUGGGUGCCAAAGUCAAACAGAGGAGUUUCCUCUUUUUCAGCAAAGAGAUUGAUCAGUACACCAUCCCAUUUAUGGGUUCAGACCGCUCCGUUGUCAAGAGAACCCAGCGUUUUCUGUAUGAGGAGGAACAGCAGUCACCAGUCCAGUACAGUCCCUACGUGGGGAUCGGUGGCAUCUUCUCUGUGGUGAAGCUCUUCUGUGGUGGGCUGCUCUUCUGGGUCAUGGUGAAGUUCAGCCUGGGCAGGAAACUCCUCGUCUCGUUCCCAUCACUGUUCUCGUUUGGUAUGUUCACAAAGUCCGGGCCAACCAUGAAGCAGUUAGAAAACACCUGCUGCAGCAUUACAUUCUAUGGGGAAGGAUAUUCUGAGGGAUCAGAUCCGUCAGAGGGUCAGCCCAACGCCAAGAUUUGCACUCAGGUCGUAGGAGCAGAUGGAUAUAUCAUUACAGCUUCUGCUAUGGUUCAAGCAGCCGUCACUUUAUUGAAUGAGCUGCACUCUCUCCCAAGAAGGGGAGGCGUGUACACUCCAGGAGCCGCCUUCUAUAAAACCAGUCUGAUUGAGCGCCUCAACAACCACAGCCUUAAGUUCUCUGUCAAAAAUUAACACCAGACAUUUAAAAAUAACCACUGUAGAUGUUUAAUCACUAAUCUCUACUAGAGAUGUUCUUGACCUCUCAUCCAGUAAACGACGCUAACAGCGUGAGCUGAAGGUGUUUGUUAAUCAGCAGGUGACAGAAGCACUAAAGCAGUGGGAGUUUUUAUGUCUGUGUCAAGUACACUUCAAAAAACAUCUACUGCCUUUCACUGCUUUUUCUUUUUUCUCACCAUUGAAGCAGAAAAUGUUUGAUCAAUAUCAUUGUGAAAGGAAGCGUGUUUUCUGAUGAGUAAAAAAAUUCCCUCUCAUCACCUAAAAUAUCUCGCAGAUCAAUGCUGCGGCUCUGCAUCUUGUGAAACAGCGGGCAAAACUCACACACUAAUCUGUUGAUUCUGCACUCAUUUAAUAAGGCUGGUUUUAGGAAAAUGAACUGAGUCAGCAAGCAAAUUUGUAUUUAAAACAAACUUUGUUUUCAAAACACUACAGUAGCAUCUAUAGAUUAAAUAAUCAAACAUAACAGAACAGAUACAUAUUUAUGUUAUAUAUAGUAAAUCUUUUGUUAAAUACAUAAUGCAGGAAAGCUCUGGAGUGAGAGAGGAUAAUUUUGCUGCUUUUAAGCAACAUACAAAUGCAAGGGGCUGGAAAAGCUUAAAAAUUCCAUUGAAAGUGCUUGAAAAUUGCUGGAAUUUGAACAUGGAAAAGGUGUUUUGAAAUAAACUUGCAUUUUUUUAUUUCUAGGGAUGCACUAAUACCCCCUUUGUCAGACCAACUACAAUUACAUACAUUUGGGUACUCAUUGAUACAGAUUACAAAUAUGAAUACUUCACAGAGCCAGUACAGGUUGUUUUUUUUCAUCAGAUGUUUCUAACCUCUCUUUUUGACUAUUUUGCAGUCUAUAGCUGCACACUGCUCUAUUUUUAGCAUCCUCUUUUAUGCUCAUAUACUGCCAAACUGCAGACAUUUUUAUGCAACAUGCUUACACACUCAAUUACAGAGAAGAUAUCAUUCAGUGAAAUGUUAUCUGCAGUGUUUUGCAACAAAUACUUAGGUUUGUUAUCAGCACAGAUACCCAAUACUGGUAUUAACACAUCCCUAUAGACAACAGUAUAGCCUGUUCUACACAUAGAUGAGGGUGAUGUUAUUUUCAUACAGAGAAAUGGCCUAACAAAGUUAGUUUUAUAGGGAAACUAUUUCACACUUAAAAGACAAAUAAAUAUAUAAAUAUAAUAUAUGAUGCAAUAAAAUACCAGCCCAUACUGUAUUUAUAUUCUGUUAAGAUAAGCCUGUUGGGAAAAAAGGUCAUACAUGAAAAGGAACAAACACUGUUUGUAUAAAAUUCAACAUCCGUACAAUAACACUACAGCACCAGAACCAACAAAUGCACUUACCACUAAUGCACCAUACUGUAUCUGUGUUUUAAAAACACUCAUGUUGCAGUCUGAGGAAAUUAUAAAGUCUGCUUUAAAAAGAAAUGUUAAAGUUUUGAUUAAAGUGAAAUGGUGUUUAUGCUAGGACCUAAAUGGCACAGGGCUGAGAGCCAAAGUCACGUAGAGAAGUGUUAGAGUUCUUUGAUUGGGGUCUGUCUCUUAAUCUGUUGUUAAUGAUAAUAAAUAUAGAACAUACUGUAUCAAAAACAUGCCAUUUUCUUCAUUUUUUAUCAUUUCAUUAAUUGAUCACUAA
Messenger RNA from Cheilinus undulatus (humphead wrasse), 2961 nucleotides. RefSeq names its product saccharopine dehydrogenase b (gene sccpdhb). Bases 16 to 1290 code for a protein of 424 amino acids. NCBI's taxonomy places the organism in Eukaryota, Metazoa, Chordata, Actinopteri, Labriformes, Labridae. Gene Ontology annotation, cellular component: mitochondrion; lipid droplet; plasma membrane. The transcript has 12 exons. Gene Ontology annotation, biological process: glycolipid biosynthetic process. The record is from RefSeq and is a predicted model, not a curated record.